AUGAACCGGAGUAACCAUUACGUCAAAAGAUCAUAUGCACUAAAUUUUUUACGGAAAAAUAUUUUACACACGAAUAAGAUUAAUCAUAGUUCUUUUAGUUACCAUGGGAACGGCAAGGGAGAGCAUAUACUCCAGAAAUGUUAUGCUAAGUUUUUGGAGGAAAGAAGAAGGCUGAAAUUUGUACUAUGUAAAAGUACGAACGUUUACAACUUUCUGUUGCCCCAAAAAAGUGGUUCUCCAUUGAGGUGGUACUCUGAGAAGAAGAAAAGAGACAACAAUAAAUACAAAACGAGAAAAAGAAAAAGAAAUUUUUUCAAUUUUGUAAAAAUUAGUAACCCCUUGAAUUUUAUAAAAAAAAUAAUAUUGUCCUUUUUACUUAUUUUUGGAAUAAAUAAUUAUGUUAUCGACAUGACGCUGACCAGUGGAUCUAGUAUGUGUCCAUUAAUAAAUAAAGACGGAGUCAUCUUAUUCUAUGUGUGUGAUGACACAGUAAGGUUUAUUCACAAAGCCCGCACCAUCCUUCUGUACAGUUGUAUAAACCUACUCCUUCGUUGUUACGCUUUAAUUGGGUCAAACUUUGAGCAAGCCUAUAUUGUCCUUUUAAAUAAUAAAAUUCUUAGCGUAGUAGAAAAGUUAAAAAAAACAAUGACAGCAAAUAAACAUGUGUAUAGAAGAGGCGAUGUCAUAUUGUUAACUUCUCCUGUGAAUGAGAAAAAAAGAGUUUGUAAAAGGAUUAUUGCUAUAGGGAAUGAUAAAUUAUACGUUGAUAAUAUAAAUGCCUUUGUCCACGUUCCCACGGAUAACAUAUGGGUAGAAGGGGAUAACAAAAUGGAUUCUUUUGACAGCCGAAAUUACGGAUUUGUUCAUAUGGAUUUAAUAAUUGGCAGAGUCAUUUUCUUGCUCGAUCCCUUUAUCGACUUUCGUUUUAUUAGUAACAAAACGCGUUGA
This is a messenger RNA of Plasmodium fragile, 948 nucleotides long. RefSeq lists its product as uncharacterized. Gene Ontology annotation, cellular component: membrane; mitochondrial inner membrane peptidase complex. Lineage: Eukaryota; Apicomplexa; Aconoidasida; Haemosporida; Plasmodiidae. The transcript has a single exon. The record is from RefSeq and is a predicted model, not a curated record. Bases 1 to 948 code for a protein of 315 amino acids. Gene Ontology annotation, molecular function: serine-type endopeptidase activity.